This is a messenger RNA of Thunnus maccoyii (southern bluefin tuna), 1291 nucleotides long. It is a transcript of the gene cidec, whose product is annotated as cell death inducing DFFA like effector c. The record is from RefSeq and is a predicted model, not a curated record. The coding region runs from base 180 to 1031 and encodes 283 amino acids. The transcript is spliced from 6 exons. NCBI's taxonomy places the organism in Eukaryota, Metazoa, Chordata, Actinopteri, Scombriformes, Scombridae. Gene Ontology annotation, biological process: apoptotic process; regulation of apoptotic process.
AUGAUAUCCUCAUUGUUCACCAUCAAACUGCUCAAAGUGUCUCCAGCUUUGGCUGUAGUUGGCUACAGUUUGGCUAGACACGUCUCCUCACAUCGUCAAAUACAUUCAUCAAAUGCACUAAUUCCUUAAAGGCUCGGCCAAAUUCAAAUAGAGGGAGAGGAAGUCAGCUAACUGCCAAAAUGGCAUUAAUGAGUCUAAUUCAGGUGUGGUUAAUUAGCGCUGAGGCAGUGGCGGGCUCAGCUGGAGGCAGUUUACAGCAGGAGCACACAAGGGACACAAAGUCUGGGUGCUCUCUGAUGAUGGAUUAUGCUAUGAAGUCUCUUACCCGCCUGACCCCGUCUUCUCUCUCCAAGUGUGUGACUGCCAGCGUGUCAGCCAGCGCUUCCAUGACCCAGCAGCUCCUGUCGGGUCGAGCUCCUCGCCCAAAGCCCUUCCGGGUCACAAAUGCUGACCGCAGUGUGAAGAAGGGUAUUAUGGCAGAUGUGCUGGAAGACCUGAUUAACAAGGUCAGCGAGUCGUUGAAUGUGCUGUGUGUCUGUGCCCUGGUGCUGGAUGAAGAUGGGACCUGCGUGGACACAGAGGAGUUCUUCCAGACGCUGCCUGAAAACACCGUCCUCAUGGUCCUGGAGAAGGGACAGAAGUGGACCCCACAACCGACCAGCCCCUCCAGAGAUCAGUUCAGUGAGCACAGGCUGGAGCACCGUAAAGAUGUGGCUAAGGUGACUUUUGACCUCUACAAGAACCACCCCAAGGAUUUCAUUGGCUGCCUGAAUGUGAAAGUAACCCUGUACGGUGCUUAUUCUGUGUCCUAUGACCUGCGCUGUUAUGCUGCCAAGAGUAUGCUGAAGGAGUUUCUGCGAUGGACCAUCUUCUCCAUGCAGGCCACAGGCCACAUACUGCUGGGCUCCUCCUGCUACAUCGAACAGCUGCUGGAAGAGGAGGAGCGAGCAGAGAAGGGCCUGGCGCUGCCACAGGAAACAAGCAGGAUCAGGCAGCUGCAGGGCAUGUUGCUGGGAAAGGCCUCCUACUGAUGAUGGACUCGAGCUGACGAUGGUGUAACGCACACUCUUAGAUUUAGCACACAAGGUUGAUGUAACAAGUGAUCUCUACAUGCUCAUCACUGUCUUCUGUGCAAUUUGGGGACAUGUCAGUCUCUUCUCACAGCCACUUUCUUACUCUGUUACAUUAGUCAUUCCUCAUAAAGCACUUUUACUGUUGCCUGACUUGUUGGGCUAUAACAUGUAACUUUUUCCUAUGGAGAUGAAUAAAUAAACGAACACUUUUUAUUUUC